AGGAGGAGGUGCUGCUGCACAGCAGACUCUGUGAGGAGAUGAAUACAGCUGUGCAGAGAGACAGAGGGGGAUGCACAAACAGUAAAACAAGCAGCCACCCCUAACUCAUACACAGCGGGGCUAAAUAGUACAAGCAGCAGUGAUUUACUUGUAGAUGGAGUAAAAGCUGGGAAAUAAUCAUAAACACUGAAGAAAAACAGACCAGUCUGUGCCACCUGGCAACGCUUGGAACAGAAAACUGGAAGAGGAAACAAAGGAAGGAAGAAAGAGGAAAGGAGUGACCUGGUGAGAAGAAGGAAAACUAGAAGACGGAAAACAGCUGCUGACUUGCCUUUCUGCUAAUCCAUGAUGUUAGACCUCCUUCUGAUCCUGUCCCUGACCUUUACACAGAGCUGUUGUGUGUUUCCUACACAUCCCUGGGGCGAAUGGAACGACUCUCAACUCCAGCCAACAAUUCAGAAGCUGAUGAAAGGUUACAACCGCUACCUCAGGCCCAAUUUUAAUGAGGGACCUGUGGAAAUUGGAAUGAGUCUUGAUAUCGCCAGUAUUGAUGCCAUCUCUGAAAUCAAUAUGGACUACACAGCAACUAUCUUCCUUCGUCAGCGGUGGCGAGAUUCCAGGCUGGUGUUUCCUGGAAAUGAGAGUGUGAGUGUGGAUGGGCGCCUGGUGUCACUGCUGUGGAUCCCUGACACUUUCAUCCCUGACUCCAAGCGUUCUUUCCUGCAUGAUGUCACAGUGGAAAAUCGACUAAUACGCAUAUUCAGCAAUGGAACUGUUCUAUAUGCCUUACGCAUCACAGCUACAAUUGCUUGUAAUAUGGACCUUACCAAGUAUCCCAUGGACAGACAGGAGUGCACCCUGCAGCUGGAGAGCUGGGGCUAUAAUCUGCAGGAUGUGGUGUUUUACUGGACCAGAGGGAAUGAUUCAGUGAGGGGCCUCGACACACUGCGGCUAGCUCAGUACAGUAUAGAGAGCUACUAUACAUCAGUGUCACAAGCUGUGUAUGAAACAGGACAAUACCCUAAGCUGGUGCUACAUUUUGCUCUACGUAGAAAUGUGUUGUUCUUUAUCUUGGAGACGUAUGUUCCUUCUAUCCUUCUGGUGGUUCUCUCCUGGGUCUCUUUCUGGAUCAGCCAGUCCUCUGUACCAGCCCGGACUUGUAUUGGAGUGACUACAGUCCUGACAAUGACGACUCUAAUGAUGGGUGCCCGUACCUCUCUGCCCAACGCUAACUGCUUCAUCAAGGCCAUAGAUGUUUACCUGGGUAUUUGCUUCACCUUCAUCUUUGGGGCUUUGCUGGAGUACGCCUGCGCUCACUUUUACACCAUGCAACACCAGACGAUAGAGGAAAUACACAGGGAUCUUCUGAGGGAGUUCAAUGAAUCCAAUGGAAAUGGCUCGAUCCCUAUCGUCAGCUCCAGCCAACCGAACCAAUCUGUGGAAAUUGGUUCCACUGCAGAUGAGACCACAGAGCAAUCAGUAAACAACGACACAAAGAGCAACGCCGGAUCAAAAGAAAAAACACCAGGACAAGGAUGCGGCCUGUCCUCAGUGAAAGAUGCUUCUCGCAGGGCUGCAUCCGUCUUUAUUGUAGAAAAUCCACACAACAUUGACCGUCACGCUCGCACUGUUUUCCCCACGGCUUUUCUCUUUGUCAAUAUACUUUACUGGCUUUACUAUCUGUUUCUCUAAGUGCUACCUCUGAGUUGUUGCCUAUAGUUCAUUUCACCAUCCUAAAGCUGCUCUACCUCCUCAUUUAAGACCCAAUGUUAGUCACCACUGCCUGGAUCUUAAAUUACCAUAAAAACUUUUGGGUUAGAGCCUUUUUGUACCAUACAUAUACCAGAAUUUUUAUUCAUAUUUAUUACAUAUGAGUGGAUGGCUACCAAGAUAUCAGCAUGUGUAUUCUGUCAAAUCCACUGAACAAAUGAAGAUAAGUUGAAGCUAUUAACUUGGCUAUAAGUAGGUUGCCUGAACUGCGUCACACUACGCUGCAUUGAAUUGCCUUCAUAAAAAUGACUGAUGUGUUUUCUCUUGUUUUGUUUUCAUACUGUACAUUCCAUUUCUAAAACCUUUUAUUUUUCACAGCAUACCAUGAAAAUUAAAAGAAUAAAUCAAUUACAGCAAGUGUAUUUGUGUGUUACAAUUACAAAGAAAUAAUAAACACGUAAAACAACUGGUUAAUGAUAACACUUUUUAUUAACCCCUAAAGUUUUGGAAAUAAGACAUUUGAAGUUAUUAUUCCCUUAUGCAGGUAGGAGAACAGUAAAGUGCAAAAGUCACCCACAGGUUUAGGACAGAAGUUGUUAAAGUGAAAUAUAUAUAUA
Molecule: messenger RNA, 2327 nt
Organism: Sphaeramia orbicularis (orbiculate cardinalfish)
Lineage: Eukaryota; Metazoa; Chordata; Actinopteri; Kurtiformes; Apogonidae
Gene: gabrp
Product: gamma-aminobutyric acid type A receptor subunit pi
Exons: 10
Coding region: 346-1692 (448 amino acids)
Biological process (GO): monoatomic ion transmembrane transport
Cellular component (GO): membrane
Molecular function (GO): transmembrane signaling receptor activity; extracellular ligand-gated monoatomic ion channel activity
Source: RefSeq, a predicted model, not a curated record